This is a messenger RNA of Psilocybe cubensis, 2031 nucleotides long. RefSeq lists its product as uncharacterized. Gene Ontology annotation, biological process: intra-Golgi vesicle-mediated transport. The coding region runs from base 1 to 2031 and encodes 676 amino acids. Gene Ontology annotation, cellular component: Golgi membrane. Lineage: Eukaryota; Fungi; Basidiomycota; Agaricomycetes; Agaricales; Agrocybaceae. The record is from RefSeq and is a predicted model, not a curated record. The transcript has 16 exons.
AUGGCCUCUGUGGAGACCAACUUCGCUGCAGCUCUGACAACCUGGAAAGAUGUCAACUUAACCGAGCUGCAGAAAACUCUCGAUAAACAGGGUGUUGAACUUGUGGACAAUCAGAAGGAGAGCAUCGUGGGCCGUAAAGCAUUGGCAGAAAAGACGAAAGAAUUCAAAAAGAUGCCAGAGGAAGAGAAACUGAAUGCAUUUAAAGGUCUCUUGAAAGCAUACCAGACAGAAAUUGAUAGUCUUACCAAACGGUCCAAGGCAUCCGACAACGCAUUUCUGCAUGUUUACAAGGUUCUUGCGGAGGCCCCCGACCCGUAUCCUCUCCUGGAGGCAGCUGUGGACCAGGCCGUCAAAGUUGCAGAGGCAAUGGAACACGAAUCGGAACUUCAAAGAUUAAGGGAAGAAAAUGUAGAGCUCAAGAAGAAAGUUAGUGAUUUUGCAAGUGUCGAGAACGCGAAAAAAAAGUUGGAAGCCAAAGUGGAGCAGCUGGACCAAAGGAUGGAUGCUCUUAUACAAGAAAAAGUUUCGCAGAAAGCAAAUGAACUAACUGCUACUUACGACGAGAAAAUUAUGAAUUAUGAAGAUAGGGAACAAGACUUACAACGACAGCUAUCCCUCACCAAAAAUCAACUUCGGGACUUGCGAGUUUCCAAUGAAAACAAUCAAGCUAAACUCUUUGACCAUAGUCAAAGGCAAGAUCAGGAAGUUGUUUCCAAACUUGCAGAAGUCGACAUGAUUAUUGCAGACCUGGAUCGUGCCAAUAGUCGCAUUGUAGCGUUGGAACAUCGCAAUGAAAUUCUUCGUGCUGAAAUUGAAACCACACGGAGUGGUACAGAAACCUCGGAAAGAGUCCAAACUUUGGAAUCACAAGUUGCUGACUUGGAGGCUGAAACCGAAACACUCUCACAAUCCAUUGAAACGCAGAAGUUAAGGGCAUUAGAAAUCGAAACAGCUGCGCAGAGAAAAAUUGAGGAACUCUCCAAAGAGGUUCAAAAGAAGACAACCGAAACAGAACAACUUAGGUCCAAACUAAAAAUGCUUGGCGACUAUGAUGAAAUCAAACGAGAGCUUGAAAUCAUGAAGUAUGUUGAAUUUUCUGGUUUCGAUGCUAAUGACGACGAUGGUACCUUGACGAACGGAAACGAUGAUGAUGACGUGUACCUCCCAAGCCCUGGUGCUCAAAAAACAAGUAGUAGAGUGGGAAAAUCUCUGGAAACUCUCCUCGCUACAAAAAACAAACGUCUUCAAGAAGAACUCACCAAGCUGCGGAUUCUUCACGGAGAACUCGAGGAUUCUCUAAGCACCGUCAAACAAGAAUUGGAGUCUGCAACGUUUGACUUGGAAAAACAGAGAGAAUUGAACGAGAAGCUGGAAAAUGACCUGCUUUCAAUUAAUAAACAAGGUGCAUCGACAGAUAUUGAGACAGAUGUUUUAGCGAGCUUGGACCUCAGCAAAAGGACGGAAACACCUGUUCGUGCAACGCCCAUACCCUUUACCCCUUCCGCGGAUACCUCGAUUCUACCUAUAGUAACAAGUCAACGAGAUCGUUUCCGUCAGCGGAAUGCUGAAUUGGAAGAGGAAUUAAGAAAACAAUUCCAGAUCAUCUCCGAACUGCGGAACGAAAUCAAGACGUUGCAAUCUGACAACUUAAAACUCUACGAAAAAGUCAGAUAUAUGCAAAGCUAUCGGGAAGACUCAGGCGCUCGUCCAGUCACACAACUUGAUCCGCUUCCAGCUCCUUCCAGUGCCAGAGGGGACGAUAUGAGUAAAUAUCAGGCGAGGUAUGAAGAGGCUAUGAAUCCGUUUGAAGCUUUCAGAGGAAGAGAAGCGACAAGAGCUUACCAGAAUCUCAACCCAGUUGAACGAGCGGUGCUCGUCUUGACUCGGUCGAUACUUGGGAAUCGCAGAGCCAGAGCUUUUUUCGUGUGUUAUGCACUGGCCCUACACGCUCUCGUGAUGUAUUCCACUUAUGAAUGCACCGCCUCACCUGGAGCGCAGUUGCAGUCACAGCCUAACCCUCAUAGACCAUAG